Molecule: messenger RNA, 939 nt
Organism: Ostreobium quekettii
Lineage: Eukaryota; Viridiplantae; Chlorophyta; Ulvophyceae; Bryopsidales; Ostreobiaceae
Source: the annotation of a GenBank genome assembly
AUGCCACACAACAGGAGAUUGGGCCACACUUUGUUUCCCAUUAUUUAUGCAUUGAUUAUGAUAGCAGCUGCUGUCAGAUUGAUGCCUGCAUGCCUGGCCAGUGAAAGUGCAAAUAGUGGGUAUGGUGUGUCAGGAUUGGCGAAGGAGAGUUCUGUUGACAAGGAACAAGAGUGGGCCUUAAACAGUGGCAAGGCCUACACUGCUGGACAGAUGCCACAGGCCACCUUGGAUUUCAGCCUGCCAGUGGAUGGCCAUAAAGAUUGGCAGAACAUCGCAAGAGGUCGACAUCCUUAUCUCGCAUUUAUUCUGAAUGCUAUGAGGGAGCCUGUUUGUGGAGGCAUUAUCGUGCGAGGAAAUUAUGUCCUAACAGCAUACCACUGCAUAUGGGUUGUUGGAUCGAAUGCUCUUGUGGCCCUGGGUGCAACUGGCACCUAUGAAAAUGGCACUGUGAUGGCUGAAAAGAUAGUGCGGGCUGAGGAAACUCACUACCAUCCUUCACAUCCACUGGAAGGGACAGAUUCAACUGAAGUAGCUGAUCUGAAAUCAGUUGAUAUUGCGCUCCUGAAGGUCAAUGUCGAAGGAGUGCUGACCUCUGAUGAUAUAGCGCCAACUGCAGACCCUGAGUAUAAUGGAGUUUUCAAUAGUGCGUUAGUCUUUGCCUUCCGUCUGGAACCAAGGAAUGAUGCAAAAAGGAGGUCCAUCCAGGUUGCUUCGUUCUUUGUUGGCGAUAAAGACCCCUGCCACACAAUGUCAGAGCCUGGACCUCAUACAAUGUGUCUCACCUCAUCUUUUGCCAGCAUGCCAAGAGGCAGCUCAGGCUUUCCAGUACUGUACAUGGAUUUGGGGGCCAGUCCUGACAAGGCUCUUUCAGAGCCUCUUCAGUUUGGUACACCCAACACUGAUUUGAUCCUUGGUGUGGUAUCAUUCGAUAUCGACAAG